Messenger RNA from Sitophilus oryzae (rice weevil), 1316 nucleotides. Its product is annotated as ATP synthase subunit b, mitochondrial-like. The transcript has 4 exons. Lineage: Eukaryota; Metazoa; Arthropoda; Insecta; Coleoptera; Curculionidae. The record is from RefSeq and is a predicted model, not a curated record. Gene Ontology annotation, molecular function: proton transmembrane transporter activity. Bases 109 to 1254 code for a protein of 381 amino acids. Gene Ontology annotation, biological process: proton motive force-driven ATP synthesis.
AGCGCACGUGCAAUGGAAGACCACAAUUUAAAUUAGCCGAUUGCCGUUUUGAAAGGUUUUUUGAAAUAAAUUAGCAAUAACUGUCAAUCAAUAUAAAUCAAUCUAAUUAUGCUGUCGAGUCAAAAAUAUAUUUCGAGAAAUCCAUACGUCCGAUCAAGUUUAAUCAACUUUUAUUGCAGUGAUAAGAAAAAAGACAAAGCCGAUCUCCUAAAAUCCACUGAAGUAAUAACUGAAAAUUACGACCAAUGUUCCGAAUUUGAGGACAAAGUAUUAAGGCAAGUUUUCAUAGAAAAAGGAAAAGAGGCCGUCCUCCAGAGUAAUUUAUCCAAAGAAUGCAGAACGCUAUUUAAUGCGCCUUUGAACAAGAUCCGUCUUGGCAAGAACGUUUCCAUACAUUUGGAACAGAUACCAAUAAACAAGGAACGAGAAUGUAUAAAUUGGGAAACGUAUAAUUUUGAUCAACUGCAAGGGAAACUGUUAGAGCCAGGUACGUGUACUACUGUCACCACUAUUAAUCCGCCGACAAUCGAGGUGAAAGAAAACUUGGUAAUUGAAAAUAAGAAAAUUGAAAAACAACCAUCUGGAGGUGGUGGUGGUAAUAAUACUGGAGCACUAAUGAUAAACAGACCUAUCAGACAAGAACCAGGAAAAGUUAUUUUCAAAAUUAUACCGGUAGAAUGGUGGCACACCUUCUUUUCCAAAACCGGCGUUACUGGCUUUGGCACUUUUCUGUUCACUUUUGGAACCUACCUUAUAAGCAAAGAAAUCUAUGUUCUGGAGCACUAUUAUUACCACGGCUUAGGCGCAUUAUGCAUGUGGAUAGGAUUUAUUAAGUAUGUGGGACCACAUACGGCGAAAUGGUUGGAUAAAGGAAUAGACGACUAUGAGAAAUCUUGUAAUGAAGGAAGAGUUGAAGAGAAGAAGUAUUUAGAAGAUUCUAUUGUAAACGAACUGUUUAUGCAAUAUCAAUCUGCGGGACAGGCGUUUUUAAUAGAUGCUAAACGAGAAAAUGUGCAGCUGCAGCUUGAAGAGGAAUAUCGUAAGAGACAAAUGCAGGUAUACCAGGAAGUAAAGAAACGUUUGAACUAUCAAGUCGAAUUGGUGAACAUUUAUAAGAGAAUACAGCAGAGGAAUUUGGUUGAAUAUGUUACGAGAGAAGUAUCAAAAGCGAUAACGCCCGAGAUGCAAGACAAAUUGAUCCAUUUUUCUAUCGACCAGAUCGUCGAAGAAUUCAAUAAAGGAGGGAAAAAAUAAUAUCUCCACCAAUAGGUGAAAUAAUUAUGUAAUUUAAGUGUAUUAUAUAUUUCUUAACAAUA